This is a messenger RNA of Erigeron canadensis, 546 nucleotides long. Its product is annotated as toll/interleukin-1 receptor-like protein. The transcript has a single exon. Gene Ontology annotation, biological process: signal transduction. Lineage: Eukaryota; Viridiplantae; Streptophyta; Magnoliopsida; Asterales; Asteraceae. The record is from RefSeq and is a predicted model, not a curated record. The coding region runs from base 1 to 546 and encodes 181 amino acids.
AUGGUUAUCCUGAGUGAAAUUGAAAAAGGAUCUUCAUCCGGUACUAGUUAUAAUAAUCAAAGCCAACAACGAUAUGAUGUAUUUCUAAGUUUAAGAGGAAUCGACACUCGUAAUAAUUUCACUGCCCACCUCUACGAUGCCCUUGUGUAUGCCGGCAUUCGUACCUUUUUGGAUGAUGAAGAGAUUGAAACCGGAGAAGUCCUCAAACCUGAACUGGAGAAUGCAAUAAAGUCGGCAAGUGCUUCUGUUAUUGUGUUGUCCAAGCAUUAUGCUACUUCCACAUGGUGUCUCGAUGAGCUGGUAUUGAUCCUUGACCAACGUUUGACCUCCGACCAGAUUGUAAUUCCCAUCUUCUAUCAUGUUGAGCCAACCGAUGUAAGGAAGCAACUAAACAGCUUUGGAGACGCCAUGGUAGAGUAUAAAAGGAAGAUGGAGGCCGAAACUAACGCAGAGAAAAGAGUUUGGUGGGGUCAAAAAGUGGAUGGAUGGAAAAAAGCACUUACAGAGGUCGCAGACUUAAAAGGGAAAGACGUCAAGGGCAGGUAA